AUGGUGAAUUAUAUUAAAGAACAAGAAGGAUUACAAGCUAUUGUUAUUGUUUUAAAUAUUACUAAUACUAAAUUAUCAGAUAGUAUUAAAACAAUGAUAAAAAUGAUAUGUAAAAUAUUUCCAAUAUCCGAUUUUUGGGAACAUGUAUGUAUUGUAUGGACUAAAUGUUUUUGUUAUACACCAAAAAAGAAACUAGAUAAAGAAAUAGAAUCAAAGAAAGAGGGGUUUCUCCCAGCAUUUAUAGAAUUAGCUAAAGAAACAACAGGAGAUAAAAUAGUUAAAAUACCAAUGUUUUUUGUAGAUUCAUGUCCAGAUGAAGAUGAUGAUAAUAGUAGAUCCGAAGAAGAAAUUGAAAUGCUUUUAACAUGGGCAAGCAGUUUACCUUCUCUUAAUGUUGAGAGAGUUGUCAAAAAUGGAAUAGAAAAUGAAAAAGUUAUUAUUGAAGAGAAAAACGAAACUCGUGUUAUUGGUAAUGAUGGGAAUAAUGUAAAGUAUCUAACUGAAUAUAUGAGAAGAGAGAAAAGAAUAGGAUAUGAUGGCAGUGUUACAUAUAGUGACUGGGAAGUAAUAAAAACAAAAGACAAAAUCAAACCAAUUCCAAAACAAUAUAAAAAAAAAUCAAAAAAAGGAUUUUUUGAUUUACUUGCAAACGUAGGUAGUGCAGUGUUUGAACUUGUUAUGGAUGGUUUUGGAAUUAGUCAGAUUCUUGGAAUAAGCGAAGAAGAAUCAGAAGAAGAGUACUAG
Molecule: messenger RNA, 744 nt
Organism: Entamoeba histolytica HM-1:IMSS
Lineage: Eukaryota; Evosea; Mastigamoebida; Endamoebidae
Exons: 1
Coding region: 1-744 (247 amino acids)
Source: RefSeq, a predicted model, not a curated record